AUGUUUUCGAGACGGUUGAUCAUUCGGGCCGCCCAGUUUUCGACCAGUCAGUCAAAGAAAACAGAAAAGUUAUGGGAGAAUCCGUGGAAGCACGCACUGCACCAACAAGAACAACGUGAGUUUUUUGAAAAUGCUGUCUUUAUAGGCCGGCGAAAAAUUAGUGUAAAUUCAAAAAUGCCAGAAUUGAUCAACCGAAUUUAAUAUUUUUUUCAAAGCGUGACCUAGAAAUACGUAUAAUUUUAAUUACAAAACUUCUUGUUGCAUUCUGAAUUUUUAUAUCCUUAUAAACUUAUUUCACCCCAAGACAAGAAAACCACUUUACUUUGAUACUUUGUUAUAUUUUCCUAAAUAUUCCAUUCCAUUUCAGCAAGAACAAGUGCCAAAGUAUUGGAAGUUCCAAUUGACUGGAGUUAUGUUGAAAGACUUAUGCCAAUUGAAAUAAUUCCCGAUGUUCCCAAACAUGAAACAUAUCCAACUCCAAGCGGAUGGACUCCACCAACAGAAGCCGCCAAAACGCAUAGUUAUUAUGUUCGAAGACGGCGAGAUCAUAUGCUUCCAUUAUAUUUGGAAAGAAAACGAGAUUUGUUGAAUGAGAAAACCUUGGAUUUUGAUUAUGUGGAACUUGUUGUGUUGCGAAAUGUUGAUGGAAAUAUUUUUGAUUGUGAAAAUGAACUCCGCCAAUUUGUUGAAGCUCAAUUAGAUCACCCGAUUGCUACACAUGUUGAUGAACUCAAAGGAAGAAUUAAGAUCAAAGGAGCACCAAGAAAAAUUAUUGAACAAUUUUUGUAUUCAAAAGGGUUUUAA
This is a messenger RNA of Caenorhabditis angaria, 804 nucleotides long. Lineage: Eukaryota; Metazoa; Nematoda; Chromadorea; Rhabditida; Rhabditidae. The record is from the annotation of a GenBank genome assembly.